Molecule: messenger RNA, 3980 nt
Organism: Python bivittatus (Burmese python)
Lineage: Eukaryota; Metazoa; Chordata; Lepidosauria; Squamata; Pythonidae
Gene: MFSD2B
Product: MFSD2 lysolipid transporter B, sphingolipid
Biological process (GO): lipid transport; carbohydrate transport
Cellular component (GO): plasma membrane
Molecular function (GO): symporter activity; sphingolipid intramembrane carrier activity
Source: RefSeq, a predicted model, not a curated record
AUGGCAGGUGUUGGAGCAAGCGAUCCGCAGCGGGGGCAACAAGACGGGCUGCCUCCGAGCCCACCGUCGCAGGGGACCGGCCAGCCCAGCCUCUUUCAAGAGCCGGAGCAGGCCCUGGGGGGGACGGCCGAAGGGCUUGCUCAUGAAGACAAACUCUCUGUGUGCAGCAAACUAUGCUAUGGCAUUGGAGGGGCUCCAAACCAGGUUGCUAGCAGUGCCACCUCAUUCUUUCUGCAAAUCUAUCUCUUGGAUAUUGCUCAGAUUCCUCCAUUUCAGGCCUCUUUGGUGCAGGUCAUUGGCAGAGCGUGUGGAGCGGCUGCAGAUCCUCUUGCAGGGUUUUUUAUUAAUCGGAGCAAAACAACCAGGUUUGGGCACCUCAUGCCUUGGUUGUUGGGUUGCACACCAUUCAUGAUUGUGUCCUAUAUCUUGCUGUGGUACUUACCUCCCUUCGUAUCAAACCGAAUUCUGUGGUAUCUGACUGUUUAUUGCCUUUUCCAAGCCCUGAGUACACUGUACCAGGUGCCAUAUUCUGCUCUCACCAUGUUUCUGAGCACAGAUCAAGCGGAUCGCGAUUCAGCAACUGCCUUCCGAAUGGCAUUUGAAGUUCUUGGAACAUUGAUUGGAGCUACGCUACAAGGUCAAAUAGUUGCUGGUGCUCACACUUCUCAUUGUUGUAGCCAGAAUGAAACUAUCGAGCUGCAACAGAACAGCUCUGAAGUUCUAGAUGUGUCUUAUGGAAGGAAGGUCUACAUGAUUGCAGCUGGACUGGUAGGAGGCAUCUACCUUGUCGGCAUCCUUUUCCUAUUCUUUGGAGUGAAAGAAAAAGUUGAUCCAUACACCUUAAUGCCAGCCAAAAAAGUUCCUUUCUUUAAAGGACAAAAGCACGCAAUGAUGCAUCGGCCAUAUUUGAUAUUUACAGCAGCAUUUCUCCUGAUUUUAACAGCCGUUCAGAUCGAACAAGGAAACUUUGUUCUUUUUUGUACUUAUGCAGCUGGUCUUCGCAAUCACUUUCAGAAUUUAGUGCUAAUUAUCUUGGUGUCAGCUACAGCAAGCGUUCCCUUCUGGCGAAGAUUUCUGAAGCGUUUUGGCAAAAAAAAAGCAGCGUGCGGAAUAUCAUUGAUGAUUCCUUCUGUAAUCAUGCUGGUGACUAUCCCAAAUCUCUAUCUUGCCUACUUCGUGGCUUUUGCAUCUGGGCUUAGCAUUGCAGCGUCUUUCCUCCUGCCAUGGUCCAUGCUGCCUGAUGUAGUUGACCACUUUCAACUGCAGAAUCCUCACUUACCAGGGCAUGAAACCAUCUUCUAUUCUUCCUUCAUAUUUUUCACAAAAAUGUCAACUGGAAUUGGAAUGGGGAUUUCUUCCUUCAGUCUCCAAUUUGUAGGCUACAAAUCGGGGAUGUGCACACAGUCCAUCUAUGUUGUCAUCACGCUGAAAAUCUUGGUUGGUGGAAUUCCAUCCAUCCUCAUACUCUUAGGCUUAUCUGUACUCCUGUUGUAUCCAGUCAAUGAGAAAAGUCAAAAAGAAAUGAAACACGCCUUUGAAAAUUCAAGGAGGAUUCAUUCAAGCACUGAAAAUUUUGCUGAAGAAAGCACUUUUGCUGGAAAGCCUGAACAAAAAUAGAAACCCAGUGGUAAUGGAAAUGCAACCGGGGGGCAGCACUUCACCAUGCUUGAAGGCAUUUGUCUUAUUCGACUGGUGAUUAGCCAUCAACAUACCAAAGCUACACUGAUCAAAAAGAUGAUACUUCGGAGCAUGGCUUGGAGAGCUUGUACAUCUGUAAUGCCAUAUCGUACAGUAUUGUUCACAUGCUGUGAAGCCUUGGAAGAGCUGUUUAUAAGAUGCAAUAGGUGGCGCUCCCUCCUUUCAUUUACAGUACAGUAUGUGUUACACUGAGGAGGACAGCUGCCUAACAAGAUAAAAGCCGUGGUCUUGUGGGCGCUAUCCAUAAGCUGUAACCAAGAAAGUGGUUAGAGGAAAUUUCAACUAAUUAUAAGUUAGGGUUCCUACCAAAGGAAAUCCCAUAAUUUCUGUUGAUCACAGAAUUCUGUUUAUCAUUAAUGCGUUGCCAUAUAAUCCACUGGCUUCUCAUGUGUUUGUUCAGCUUCCAGUCGUAAGACUGUGAAGCAAGAGCUUAUAAAAUCCAGCAGUACUGACACUUCCUUAUUCUCAACAAGCUUUGAAUAGCCUGAGAAGUUCUUAUAAAAUGGUAUAGGUAUACAAUUUGAAGUAAAUCAUUCCUUGAUUAAUGGAAUGCAAGGUCAAAUUCAGUUAUUCCAAGAUUCAGAGGUUCAGCUGAUUAUGUCUUCACUUCAUAACCACUUAUGGAAUACUAGUGGUACAGACUUCUGUUUGGCAACGUGCAGCCAUUUUGUGGAAAAAUUGGCAUUAUACAUCAUGUGAAUAGCUGGCAUCCACAGAAAAGGUUACCACCGCGGAAAUUGCUUUCAUAGUUAUGCAGGGAAAAAGAAGAAAGAAAAUGGCUAUAUUGGGCUUUUAUCAGUAGUACACCAGAGGAUGAGAGACAGUUCACUAAAUGAUGGAGUCAAAUGUAUUAUUAUUCCAGGUAGCCCAUUUUUGGAUUAAUUUGGAGGAAUAGAACUCAUGAAUUCUAAAAGUCUGACUUUCAGAUGUUUGUUAUACUAAAUGGGGUUCACGUGAAUAUCAUAGGAGCAUGUAGUGUCACCGCUGAUUUUGAAAUCUGAUAUAUGGAGGUGCUCUAUCAACUGAACAUUUUGUGAGGCAUUAUAAUUGUGAAUUGUAGUAGCUACGGGUUCCCUUGAUGGAAGCACCAGUCUGCACUACAAGUACUUCUACAGGUACAUAGCAUUUUCAUUGACAGGCUCAAUAGCAGUUCUGUGUGCUCCACAAGAAUGCCACUGAAACUUUUUUUAAAAAGCCUGUAUUUAUAUGGUAAAUGGAGGUAUUACAUACACACACACACAGAGUAUGGGGCAGACUUUCAGUCUAGUGAUGGUGAAAUGUGAUGAGAUAUAAAACUCCACUAUUUUUAAUGCUGCCAGCAUGAAAACUACAGGCUUUUUAGAAUUGGAUGCAGACUUUGUAAGUCUGAUGCAUUAUAACAGCCAAAAUUAUAGCUAAAUGUAUUUGAAAAUGGGUGUUUAUUUUUGUUAAUGGAUUCAUAGAUUAAGCUUAAAACACCCCUAGAGUUGGAGAAAUGUAUUAAUGCUUAACUUAUUUUGGAAAUAAUUCAUUGGGAACAGCUCUUUUAGUGGGCAUUAUGAAUAACUGGAAGUUGGGCAAGAGCUGGGCAAUAUUGUGAUUUACAUUUUCAGUAAGACUUGUAGACAAGAUAUUCCUGGUAGAUUGUGUGUUUAUAUGGUUCUAAAAUACACUUACACAGGCUCUCCCACUCUCCAGAUGCAUCUCAGUAGAAUAUGUUUUAAAAUCAUUUAAAUUGUUGUCUAUUCAUAUGCAGGGAUGAUUGAAAUCAUAAUAGGAAUGAGCAAAGUAGGAUUUCUGAUUCAGAGUUAAAGUAAAACUGAUAGAAUAAGUUGAAUACAAUAAAUACAGCAGCAAUUGUGCCACCAUCUGUUAAAUUCAUCUCACAAAAACCUCAGCCACCUCUUUCCCUUUCUUAGGCUUGCUAGGAAAACUGGACCCCUAUGAAGAUCUUGCCCAGGAGACUAAGUUCUCAAGUGCAAAUUCUAGUGAGCUUUUUGAUUCAAUUGAUCUCAUGUCCUUGUUUGGCUGGGAGGAGAAUACAGUCUUUGUGAAUGGAGUCAAAUUUCAUAUGUUGGCUGCAAAACAUCAGUAACCUCUAGAGGGCAGCAAAGAUAUUCAGAGAACUCUCACUUUGCUAUUGUCUAGUGGUCAUCUGGAUUUUUGCAGCCCAGACAGAAUAACCUUAUUUUAUAUUAAAUACUUACGUGUUUUUAAAUAAUUGUUGCAAUGUUGUCCUUUACAGUUUUGGGGAGUUGUUUUACAUUUUUUGCCUUUAUUUAUUUAAUAAAACAGAAAAAAUA